Molecule: messenger RNA, 3490 nt
Organism: Electrophorus electricus (electric eel)
Lineage: Eukaryota; Metazoa; Chordata; Actinopteri; Gymnotiformes; Gymnotidae
Gene: zbtb8a
Product: zinc finger and BTB domain containing 8A
Biological process (GO): regulation of transcription by RNA polymerase II
Molecular function (GO): RNA polymerase II cis-regulatory region sequence-specific DNA binding; DNA-binding transcription factor activity, RNA polymerase II-specific; protein binding
Source: RefSeq, a predicted model, not a curated record
CGUUUCCUUUCCGCGCGCUCGAGUGCUGGAGUGCGUCGCGCUGCGUUUCCGCGCUUUGGUGCGUGACACUCGCGUUUCGCGUCCCCGUGUUUCCUGGGCCGCUACCAACGCGUCGCUUCUGGGUUUUUCUUUUCUUCCCCCCGCUCGUUACCCGAUGCGGACAGUCGGGUGUAGCCCCUUUCCACACCUACCGCUUGACUGACAGAUGGUUCGGCCAAUCAGCGCACAGGGUGUAUGUUUGCGCUCCCUGCCUUUUCUGCGCGGAACAAAGGAUAGCUUGGGAAUUUUAGGGUGGAUGGUAGUCGAAGCAGAUGACCCAGAAAUCGGCUGCUUCUGUUUUGGGGCAGGCUACAGUUAGGGCACAUAGCCUAGGCCUACAGAUAAUCAUAUCUAACCUACAUAAGAGCUAGUACGUGUAGCCCAAAAACUGACCAGCGAUUUCCUGAUUAGGAAAACAUUUUCCUUAGCGGUUGGUAGCUUGUUUUACCCUAAAACGGUCAUUAAGAGUGUAUGGGCGUGGAUACUGGGCACGUUUACCUGUUUCUGUGACGCACUGCUGUGUUUCUUGAUAGGAGAUGGUCUUAAUGCAUGGUCCACUUUCCAAUGUCCAGUGGCCCCCUGCCUCUGUUUAAGCAGCAGACAGAUAAAACUGUUAUUCUGUCUUAUUCUGACCAAAACAAAGUGGAUCAGAGCAGCUUUUGGGACAGAGAAAUCUGCAGAGAUGCCCUUGGGAGCAGGGCGCCCCUUCUCAGCACAGAGUCAGAGAUGUGGCUGGUUUUGAGUAAUAUUUCUUUUUCUUGGUCUUGCAUUAUUUACUGAGUGGUGCGUGUGGGAAGAAACGAAGUGCCCUCGCUCUGUAGAGUUAAGUCACCGGGCAAGUUCACAGAUGGACGAGUGCGGAGAUGUCAGCCAAUCACCAGAGCUGUCUCCUGAAGCAACUGGACCAGCAAAGGCGCCAGGAACUCUUCUGCGACUGCAACGUGUUGGUGGAGGGGCGGCUUUUCCGGGCGCACCGCAACGUCCUGUUCGGCAGUAGCGGCUACUUCCGCAUGCUGCUCUCGCAGGGCGCCAAGGGCAGCCUGGAGCCCGUGAGCGCCUCCUUCGACACCUUCAGCCCCGACACCUUCGCCGUCAUCCUCGACUUCGUGUACUCGGGCCUCCUGGACCUCAACAGCAGCAACGUGAUCGAGGUGAUGUCAGCCGCCAGCUACCUGCAGAUGGACGACGUCAUCGUCUACUGCAAGUCCUUCAUCAAGUCCUCGCUGGAGAUCUGCGCCAAGGAGGGUGACCCGUGCUGUGCCUUCCUGACAGACGACAGCCCGCUGCCGGACACCCAGGGCGGGGAUCAGCCGUCCGUGGCUGACGGCGUGCUCUGGGAGCCCCCGGACGAGGACCGGGUCCACGAGUACCCCGGAGAGGUGACGGGCUCUCAGGCCAUCGGCCUGGCAUGCAGCCCCCGGGCCCAGCCCGUCUUGGAGGAUGGGGCAGACGGGGAGCAGAACGUGCAGUUCACAGCCCUGGUUUCAGAGCCCAGGAGGAGAGGUACCAGGAGAAGGUCUGUCAACCAUCGCUAUGUCUCGGAUGACACUUCCGCUCUCGACCUCCAGAGGGCGCAGAAGGCAGAUGAACUGUAUGCUACCCUGCCGACUAUCGUAGGGGUGGUGGGAGUUUUCAAUAAAGACUCCAGCCCGUCCAUGCGCUUCAAGUGUCCGUUCUGCACUCACACAGUGAAGAGGAAGGCCGACCUUAAGAGACACCUCCGCUGCCACACGGGCGAGAGGCCGUACCCAUGCCAGGCCUGCAGCAAGCGCUUCACCCGCCUCGAGCACCUCCGCAGCCACUUUGAGACGAUCCACCAGGCACGGAAGCUGGUGUGUCGGAAGUGCAAGCGCCGCGUGACGGAGCAGAGCGGGCAGGUGGUGUGUGAGGGCACGCGGCGCUACCGGCUGUGCGGGGCCUGUAUCCAGCAAGAGAACGCCACCAUGUCCAGCCCCACUGAGGACACUGGUAUGCUGCUCGGGGUCGAAGACGACCCCGAGGACAACCAGGAUGUCACCUGGGUGAUGGACCACGACGAUGACGAUGGCGAUGACCUUGCAGAGGAUUCCGGAACAGACCUUAUCAUUCAGGAAGUAGAGGACAGUGACGAUGAGCCUGACGUGAAGAGAAACGGCGUGUGAACGGAAUUUCUUUUGGCUUUGGGGGCCACCUAGCAAACUGUCAGAGAAAUGUCUAUGGUGAUGGUGACAGUUACCACAACCACAGAAAACCACACUUUUUCACAUGAUUGCCUUAGUGUCAUUACAUUUAGCUGCAUACCAGCCUAUAUUGAUGGCUAUUGCAGCUGAAAAUAUAUCAUGCGGUGGUAGCUCAGUGGUGAAGGUACUGGACUAGUAAUCAGAAGGUUGCUGGUUCAAGUCCCACCACUGCCAACUUCCUAUUGUCAUGCCCCUGAUCAAGACCCUUAACCCUCAAUUGCUCAAGUUGUCAUACUUGUAAGUCACUUUGGAUAAAAGCGUCAGCUAAAUGCCAUAAAUGUAAAAUGUAAAUGUAAAAUACGAUGGUUGAAACCAAAAGCCACUUUAGACUGGUGAACUGUUGAAUCAGCCUCGACGAUAGCAAAUAUCGCGUCUUCCUUUUGCAUCUUUCCUUUAUUUUUUAAAAAUGCAGGCUUGAAUUUGGCUUGCUGACCAUGGACACACGUUAACGAAAGCAGUGCACUAGCUAGGAGCUAACAGAGCUCAGCUAAGGGAAACACUUAGACAAGCUUACAAUCUCAUUAAUAUUGUAUGCAAUAUUAGUAUGCAACAAAUUUCUGUUUCUUAUGUUUGCUUAGAUGAGAGAGAGAGAGAGAGAGAGAGAGAGAGAGAGAGAGAAUAGUUGUAUUUAUGUAACCAGUGAGAAAUUUGUGAUAAUUUAAAUUUAAAUCUUUAGUUCCUUUUGAAAACUGACCUAUUUGGAUAAAACAAUUUGAGUUUAUUUACGUUUUGAAAAUGUCUAAGAGUUUUAUAACAGUAUAAUUGUAUAAUUGUAAUAUAAAAAGUAUGUAAAUAGUUUAUUUCAAUAACAGUUGUUUAAAUGAUGAGUAUUUCGUAGCGGUUAGGAUGCCUGGAUAGUCUUCCAGUGUUAUAUUUUAGAAAAAUACUUGAUCUUUUCUCAGUUAUUUCCUGAAAGCUUUGAAAUUAUUUUAUCAUGCCUUUGCCAAAUAAUGUGUUUGUAAGGAUUCUCUAGGAUAUGUCAGACGGGAGUUCUUUAAACCAAAUGUCUGGGUUUAGCAAAGUUUGUUUGAACGACUUUCUUCAAAUAACUGAACAAUCAGUUUUUAUUUUUGUCUUGUUCAUAGAUUUGUGGAGAUUAAUCCAAUUUGCACUCAUUUAUCUUGAUCAUUGUGUUGUUCUCUAAAGUUAUGAUCAUGUUAAUUUAUUGUAUUUUUACUUUUUAAAGAAAAACACUUCUUGCUUUUGUUAUAAACCUGAAAUAAAUGGUCAUA